AUGGAGGACCUCAAGGACCACGACGGAUUGCACACGCCCAGGAAUGGCCACGUGAUGCAGGUUACGCCGCCGAGGGCUGACGUGGAUGAGAUAUUGCGACGCAAGCGAAAGGCGCGGGAAUACAAGGUACGCACCAGCCUGAAGCGAUGUGGUUUGGUCAGAGGACAUGGCAUGCGAGUAGGGCAGAAGUCGCAGGAGGCGAGACAGAGGGCAAACGGGGUCGAGGCAGAAGGAACAGAAAACAAGGCGACCUCCAUGAUGGCCAAUACCAUGUCAUACGCAAUGUGUGGGGGGAGCAACGGGGAGCCACUUGACACAAAUCAGAGCUGGCGCAUCGAGCCCUACCGCCUCACACAUACACACAUACAGAUCCCCACCGCACCCACAAACUGUGCUGACUGUUUUUUCUUUGCUGCCAUCGAGGCGCAUCCGCCGGCGAAGCGCAUAGCCAUGGGCCUGGGGCAGAAUGGCCAGGACUUCAACAACGGCAUGGUGCACAUACACGGCGGGACCGUCACCUUACCAAGAGAGGACUGGGAGCGCAUUUGUGCCAAACUCCAGCAGGCCGAAAAGUCGCUCGGCGAGCUGAAAAACUCCAUCACCAGUGUGGCAGAGGUGCCACCGCCUGGCAAUGGCUUCUCGCCUCCAGGGACCGGAUCCGGAUCCGGCAACAACACUUCGUUGGCCGCUGUGGCGCCCAUGGAUGGCGAGCAGAGCCAUGUGAGGACACAAGGAAUUCACACGCGCAACGACAUCACCGGCCAAACGAUACACAUUGGGCCCAGCUCGGUGCCUGCGCUGGUCAUGGCCUUGGGCCGUGGCGAUACACAGUGGGCGCCUGGUGUACAAGACCUCUUGGGCAAGAAGAGCAUGCUGCCCAUCUUCGGCCUGGACAACGAGAGUGCCACAUAUCCUUUUGUCGACCUCUGGGGCCUGCCGCACGGCUCGAUACUACGCGCGCAGGAACUUGCAAAUGCGAUACCAAGCGAUUCCGAGUGCCUCAGUUUCUUCCGCAGUUAUCGGGAAACGGCCCAUGUCGUCUAUCCUGCCGUUGCGGAUAUCGAGGGGAUCGAGUCGGAUCUGCUGCUUUUCCUCAUCAACCGUGCCAGUGCUCAGGGUGGAAAUGGCAUCACGGAUCAGCUGAUAUAUGGCAAGGACUUCCACUGGAUAGGCCUGGUCUUCGCCAUUCUCGCAUCUGGAUGUCAAUGCUCGAGUCUAUCGAGACGGGAGAGGGAGCUCACAUCACAGGUUUAUGUCUGCUGCAGCUUCGAAUGCUUGCGGUUCACAAACUUUCUCUCCCAUGCGAACAUUGAAAACAUACAAACACUUCUCAUUCUCGGAAAUGUCAUCUCCAAUAACAUGAACGCCGGCGUGGCAUGGAGUUUGAUGGGUCUGACGGUACGCCUAUCACAAACUCUUGGCUUGCAUCGCGUGUGCCCCGCGUCCACGCCAGUUCAACAAAGAAUUAUACGAAGCAAAGUAUGGUGGGCACUGCUUUGGCAAGACUCCCUCCUUUCCGUAUCCUACGACCGCGCCUCUUCCACCACCACAAUCGACCACACCGUUCCCCUAAGCCAAUAUACCGCUCCUGGCACACGAACCUAUGUUGAAAGCAUGUACCGCCUAUGCAAAGUUGGUCUCGACAUUGUCCGCGAACGCCAACGCCAACAAAGCUCCCACGACGCCCUCCUCCGCAUCACCGAACACCGCAACGAACUCCAAGAGAUUAUGAUUGACGCCGCAGACUACCUCAAAGAUUCUCGCCGCUGCCGUUCUAUGCGCGACCAACUCGAGCACUGGGCACUCUAUCUCCACAUAUCCUACAUCACCUCUGAGCUCUGCCGGCCCGCCAUUAGCCCCACAACCGCUGGCCUCGACCUCUCCAAAACACUGCGCAAGACGUGUAUUGACAGUCUGACAAACACGGUCGAAGCCUUCCUCGGCCUACAGAACAUGACACCCUUUGCCACGCGUUCAUGGGCCGCCGUCCACCGCUCCCUCUCAUCCGCCCUCCUCCUUGGCAUUCUUGGCGAACACAAUCGCAACGAGCGUGCGCGCGGGCUCCUGCAAAAUGUCAUCCAAGUCCUAACCGACGUCACAAAGGACGUUGACCCCGCCGAGCUCGCAACGCCCAUCACACGCUCCGUCUCGGCGCUCGAGCGUCUCCUCAAAAUCACCAACACAGCGAGACAUGCACGACGCCCGAGUGAGAGUGGAAGCCAAGCGAGCCCCAUAAUGCAUGUCUUCACAGCAGACGACAUCAACAGUGCGUCGAUUAGUGGUGAGGGAAAUCCUCUGUUCAGUACGAGUCCAUUACAAGGCCUGGAUUUGGACAGUAGUCCGUAUGCUCUCAUGGAGAGCAUCGUUUGGGGAGCCACAACGAACAAGGACAGUUGA
This is a messenger RNA of Plenodomus lingam JN3, 2397 nucleotides long. NCBI's taxonomy places the organism in Eukaryota, Fungi, Ascomycota, Dothideomycetes, Pleosporales, Leptosphaeriaceae. The record is from RefSeq and is a predicted model, not a curated record.